AACUUAACUAAACUACUCCAAUUAACAUCAAGUAUUUCCAUGUCUCCAUUAUUGACUUUGCUAGCAGUAGCAAGCUCAGCAUUCUUAGCUCUCUUGGUCACUUUCCAUGGCCGUUUCCUCAUCGUCGUCAUCUUCAACCUCUGGGCGGCUACAUGAUGUGUAUAUUAGUGUUCAACAUGAAGAUCCCCGAAAGUACAUCACAGACAUGAUAGAUAAGUCUCUGAUCACGCGUGGAGUCCCCACUUUCAAAGACAACAAGCAACUUCGAAGAAGGCAAAAGGGAACAGAAGUUGGGAAAGAGUUGCAAGACGCUAUUGGGAUGUCAAGAAUUUCCAUAGUUUUGUUCUCUAAAGAGUACGUUUCAUCAAGUUGGUGCCUUGAAGAGCUUGUGCUGAUCUUAGGGUGCAGGAAGAAGUGGGGGCUAAUUGUGUUGCCCAUCUUCUUUGAUGUGGAUCCCUCUGAUAUUAGAAAACAAAGAGGCUCUGCUGCUAAGGUAGUAGGCAUACAAAGGCUUGGAAGCUUUUGGCGAAGAAGGUGGACAGCUGCUCUUACAGAAGCAGCAAACUUGUGCGGCUGGGAUCAUCGAGCUUCCAAUGGGAUUGAGUCUAUGCUAGUUGGUAGAGUUGUUGAAGACAUCAUAAACAAACGAAUUCCGACAAAUCUGAUUAUUUCCAUCUAUCCUCUUAGAUAUGAUAUAUGCCAUGAGUACCUAAAACUCUUCUUGCAAGUUGGGUCGAAAGAUGUCAUCAUUGUAGGAAUAUGUGGGCCAAGAAGAAUGGGAAAGACAGCCAUUGCAAAAGCUAUUUAUAAUCAGAUUUUUUAUACUUUCGAAGGUAGCAGCUUCCUCAGCGAUGUUGCACAAAAUUCAAAGCAGCCCAAUGGUCUAGUUUACCUACAAGAAAAACUCCUGUCUGAUAUUCUAUCAGAAAGAGAUAUAGCAAUAGCAAAUUGUACCAGAGGAAUGGAUAUAAUUAAAGAAAAAUUAUGCUUUAAGCGGGUUUUAAUUGUUCUUGAUGAUGUGGAUGAUUUGGAACAAUUGUAUGCACUAAUUGGAAGUCGCAAUUGGUUUGGAGUGGGAAGUAAAAUCAUCAUUACGACUAAGAAAGUUCAUCUGCUAAAUGCGCUUGGAGUGGAUCAGAUACUUUUGGCUCAAGGACGUCCUCUACCACCGAAUAUAGAGGACAUUUGGGAGAAAUACCAGCAAAGUUGUCGCAUAGUUGCAGGGUUUCAAGAGUAUAUCCAGUCCUUAUAUAACAUGAGAAAUGACAGAGUGAGAUAUCUUGAAAAUUGUUUACUCAAAGAGCGUCAGGAGAAUGCCGUUCAGGCACCACCUACUGGAUGACGUUAUGCAGACAAAUGAUUGAUCAACUCUCCAAUGAUGACACUGGGAAUUAGGCAAGAGGAGACACGAAGCAUUAUGAGUUUUUAAUUUUUAAUUAUUAUUAUUAUGCUAUGGCAGUAUGGCUAAUGAAAGUGGGCAUGGGUUAAGUUAAGCGUUAGAAAGCAAAGAAUCAUUAUUGUGCAAUGAGCUUGGUUGGAAUUGUCCCCAUUCCCCAGUGGUAGCGCUGAUGCUUCUUUUUUGCUCCUCCUCAAAU
This is a messenger RNA of Quercus lobata, 1595 nucleotides long. RefSeq names its product disease resistance protein RLM3-like. The record is from RefSeq and is a predicted model, not a curated record. Gene Ontology annotation, biological process: defense response; signal transduction. The transcript has 5 exons. Lineage: Eukaryota; Viridiplantae; Streptophyta; Magnoliopsida; Fagales; Fagaceae. Gene Ontology annotation, molecular function: ADP binding. The coding region runs from base 107 to 1342 and encodes 411 amino acids.